Podarcis lilfordi (Lilford's wall lizard) is the source of this 663-nucleotide messenger RNA. NCBI's taxonomy places the organism in Eukaryota, Metazoa, Chordata, Lepidosauria, Squamata, Lacertidae. The record is from the annotation of a GenBank genome assembly.
AUGAUGUUGGCCCUUCAAUCCCAUGGUUUCCUGAUAAACAAGGAGAAGAGCUGCCUUGAGCCAUCACAGCAGCUUAUCCAUCUGGAAGCCAAGCUGGACACAGUCAAAGGUUUGGUGGCUCUGUCUCCAGAGUGCACCAACAAGAUCAGAGCAGCAGCAUCUCUGCUGAAAUCUACCAAGGAAAUUGAUAUCAAGCAUCUGUCGAUAAUCCUGAGCCUCUGUAUAUCAGCUUCUCAGAUCACGCCCAUCGCCUACAAUGGUUUCUGCUUCCUCAUCAAUGUGCUCAAGUUACCUCCACUGGUCAGGCUGCCAAUGAGAUGGUGGGCGGCAGAAUCCAAUAUACAGAACGGAAUUCCCAUUCAUGAUCCGGAGAAUUGUGAUCAUCACAGAUGCCAGUUUUCAGGGUUGGGGAGCUCAUUAUCAAGGUCACUUUGCACAGAAGUGCUGGUCACCACAAAAUCAGAAGCACUCGAUAAAUUGGUUGGAGCUAAGAGCUACCAGGUUGGUGAUGUUUCAUUUUGCACAUCAACCAUGUGCUGCUGCACACAGACAAUUCCACCACAAAAUCACACAUUUGCAGGCAGGGUGGGACAAGAUCGAUUUCUCUGCAAAAAGAAUCAUUGCUCCUCUUCAACUGGGGGAGGGGGAGAGGAACACCCUUAG